This is a messenger RNA of Phycodurus eques (leafy seadragon), 2169 nucleotides long. Its product is annotated as inositol-3-phosphate synthase 1-A-like. The record is from RefSeq and is a predicted model, not a curated record. Gene Ontology annotation, molecular function: inositol-3-phosphate synthase activity. Gene Ontology annotation, cellular component: cytoplasm. Gene Ontology annotation, biological process: phospholipid biosynthetic process; inositol biosynthetic process. The transcript is spliced from 11 exons. The coding region runs from base 290 to 1945 and encodes 551 amino acids. NCBI's taxonomy places the organism in Eukaryota, Metazoa, Chordata, Actinopteri, Syngnathiformes, Syngnathidae.
CAGUUUUGCCUUAUGCGGAAGUGGGUUGGGUGAAGACACUUUUGGGUAAAAAAAAAAAUAUAUAUUUUAAAUAAAUAAAAUGACAAUUCUAUACAUAGUGGAACUAGGAAGAGCUGUGCGUGUGUGACAGAAAGCGAAAGAGAGAGAGCGCGACAGAGAUGGGAGUGGCAGUCCAACCUGAGUCCUUUUAAAAAUUCGCUAAGUGUAAGCGGUCCACAUUGCCGGUGUUUGGAUAUCUAUGUAUAUAAACCCGUUUGGAUAAUAAACGACGUAAGAAGAAUCGCAAAACAUGUCUGUCAAGAUUCAUAUCAACAGUCCCAACGUCAAGUACACGGACAAUUGCAUUGAAGCUCAGUACUCCUACCAAACCACAUCAGUGCACAAAGAUGGCAGUACCGUCACCGUUACGCCCAGCUCCACUUUGAUGACCCUUCGCACGGAGACACACGUGCCCAGGCUGGGGGUUAUGCUGGUGGGCUGGGGCGGCAACAACGGCGCCACGGUCACAGCGGCCGUGCUGGCCAACAAGAUGAAGCUCACCUGGAACACAAAGACUGGAGUCAAGAAAGCCAACUACUUCGGGUCACUGCUGCAGGCCUCCACCGUGUGUCUCGGAUCAGGGCCUGACGGCGAGGUCAACGUGCCCUUCUGUGAUCUGCUACCCAUGGUGCACCCCAACGACAUCGUCUUUGAUGGCUGGGAUAUCUCUUCGCUGGAUCUGGGAAGCGCAAUGGAGCGUGCCCAGGUACUGGACUGGUCGCUACAAGAGCAGCUGCGACCAUAUAUGGUCGCCAUGAAACCCAGACCAUCCAUCUACAUCCCAGAAUUCAUCGCCGCCAACCAGGAAAGCCGGGCCGACAACGUACUCGGCGGGACCAUGGCGGAGCAGGUGGAGCGCAUCCGAGCGGACAUCGGCGACUUUCGCCAGAUCAGCGGUGUGGAUAAAGUGAUCGUGGUGUGGACUGCCACCACCGAGCGUUUCUGCAAGGUCGCGCCGGGCAUAAACGACACGGCGGAAAACCUGCUGGCUGCCAUCCAGGAGGGCUCAGAGGUGUCUCCCUCCACUCUGUUCGCAGUGGCCAGCAUCCUGGAGGGGUGCGCCUACAUCAACGGUUCCCCUCAGAACACGUUCGUACCGGGCGCCGUGGAGCUGGCGCAGCAGAGGGGCGUCUUCAUCGGAGGAGAUGACUUCAAGUCCGGACAGACCAAGAUCAAGUCGGUGCUGGUGGACUUCCUGGUCAGCUCAGGAAUCAAGCCGGUGUCCAUCGUAAGCUACAACCACCUGGGCAACAACGACGGCAAGAACCUGUCUGCGCCGCAGCAGUUCCGCUCCAAGGAAAUCACCAAGAGCAACGUGGUGGAUGACAUGGUGCGCUCCAACCCCGUGCUCUACCGCCACGGGGAGAAGCCCGACCACUGCGUGGUGAUUAAGUACAUUCCGUAUGUGGGAGACAGCAAGCGAGCCUUGGAUGAAUACACGUCUGAGAUCAUGAUGGGCGGCCUCAACACCAUCGUACUGCACAACACCUGUGAGGACUCUCUUCUGGCUAGCCCCAUCAUUAUGGACUUGGCCAUCCUGACUGAGCUGUGCCAGCGUGUGAGCUUCCGGCUUGAUGGCGAAGACCACUUCCAGUCCUUCCACAGCGUCCUGGUACUGCUCUCUUUCCUAUGCAAGGCGCCCCUGGUCCCGCCGGGGACCCCCGUCAUCAACGCCUUCUUCCGCCAGAGGGCAGCCAUAGAAAAUAUCAUGAGGGCUUGUCUGGGCCUGCCCCCUCAGAGUCACAUGCUGCUGGAAGAAAAGCUCCAGAGGAACUUCCUGUCCGCACAGCACGUCAAAGGCGACUCUGCCACCCGGAAAAAGGAGACGAAGGCGAUCGCCAACCACACAGGGGUCACCAACGGCGUCCACGCUCACAACUACGACAACGUGGAGCACUCCAAGUAGACGCCUAACGUUGCACAAAACUGGGAUCUCGCACUGUUUGUAGAAACGUGUUACAGUAAACUGCUACACAGGCAAAAGCGCACCUUUAAAUGAAAAGUUGUCCAUCUUUGUUGUUAAUUCCGUGUCUGCACCAUAUUUGCUGUUAAUUCCCUGUCUUCACCUGUAAGAUCGUCAAACACAUUCAUGCAAUAUUGCUAUAAUUAAAGCCAUUAUAGAGGCGUAAA